Molecule: messenger RNA, 3918 nt
Organism: Amoebophrya sp. A120
Lineage: Eukaryota; Dinophyceae; Syndiniales; Amoebophryaceae
Source: the annotation of a GenBank genome assembly
AGCGCCUGGAGAAGAGAACAAAAUGAAAAAGCCAACCGCCACGGCCGAAGAUUUGGCUUUGGCGCGGGCUUUGCAGGAGGAGGAAGACGCAGAUUUCGCCUUGGCCGCACAACAACAGGAGGAGGAGGAGCAGCAGCGAUUUCUUUUGCGAGAAGCAGCAGAAGCGAAGACGGCUUGGGAUGCGGGAAAAACCACUGCCGAGGCAGAAAUCCUCGCUGACCAAAUUGUCGGCGCACCGCAAGUGCUAGGAUCACAGCUUGAUCUUCUAGCAGAAGGAGAUCGUGGAUUUCCUGGUCCUACUCCUGCACCGCCGCCGCACAAAAAGGACAACAAGACCCCCGAGGACCUGGCGACGCAGCGUGCGCGGUGGGAAAAGCUGCACAGUGAGGGAGAAAAGGUUGAAACCUUCGAUGCAAAAAAGAAUGAAAAACUCCUGCCGGAAAACACCAUUCUGGACCCGCAACGGGCAGCGAACUAUUUGCAGGAGCGGAAAGAGGCGGCGAACCAGAAGCGGCUGGCGCAAGCGAGGUACGGGGCGAAGGUACCGACUGGGCAGGCAACAGCAGCAGCAGCAGCAGCAGCAGCAGCCACAACGUCCCCAGGACGAGACCACAAGGCCGAAGAGGACGAAAAGCAAACCGACCCGCAUUUCGUCCAGACCAUCUUGGACAAAGCCAGCCAGGCCAGGAAGCGCGAAGCCAAAAUUACAGCGAGGAACAGCGUCUCGGGACGGGAAAGGCGAAAUAGUACAACUUCUAGCGGUGGUGGUGGUCCCAGGUCGUCUAGAGCGCAGAGGGCUUUCCGGACGGAAUUGCUGGACCAAGAGGUAUAUCCUGUGCAAAAGUAUCGUACUCGUAAUAAUCGCGAUCUUGCAUGACAAACCUAUCUCUUUACCUGAAUUAGCAUUACAAGUUCCAUUUUUCUUUCUGAUAAAAUUUGUGAUGCAAUUACUAUACAUUAUAUUCAUGUUAAAAAUUUGUUUUUUUUUGGUUCCUUUUUUGUUGUCUUUUUGUAAAAAAGAGGUCGACAGAGGUAGAAAAGAGGUCGACAGAGGUGGAGAGGUGGCGCGGGACCCCGUUCGAGAGGGUCCGCGAGAGGGUGCGCGAAUAAGGCCCGCAGUAAGCGCCCACCCUUAGGCGCCGCCUAAGUGGCACAGAGGGUGCAGAGAGGUCAAAAAGAGGGGGCGCGAGAGGUCGACAGAGGUGGAGAGAGGUGUUGCGAAUAAGGGGCGACCUCUCGCGGACCCUCUUGGCCACCUCUCGGCCACCUCUGUCGACCUCUACCCGCGAGUAUAGCCGGACUAUUAGCGGGGACCCCCAAAAGAGGUCAAAAAGAGGGUCUGCGAGAGGUCUGCGAGAGGGUAAAAGCACAAAGAAGCGGGCGCGAAUCCGCAUGGUAGUGCCCAUAUUUGGCAUUGCAGGCCAUUCGCGGACUUGUUUUGUUCGGCGCCUUUCCCCGCCACCCUCUCGCGCACCCUCUCGCGCACCCUCCCGCGCCACCCUCUCGCGCCACCCUCUCCCGCCAUGCGGCUUCUGUUCGCCCCCGGUGUUCUUUGCAGCUGCUCCCUGCGCAGAGCGCCCACAGGCGCGGGAAGCGCGCAAGUGGUCCUGCGGCUUGGCUCGGCGCAAAUCGGCGGCAGGAAUCCAGUAUGUUUCGUUGUGCCUACUAGGCCCGUGGGGUUGUGGUCCGAGCGGCAAACAGCCUUGCCCCGGCCCAACAGCCUUGCGCUCCGGCGGCAGCCGGAGCAUGGCUGGUUUAUAUUAGUGCGAUGCUUUUGCAAUGCAUAAGGUGGAAGUAGAAAAGGAGAAAGCGAUUAUAGGCUCAACUUCGCCGGAGCAAGUGCUGUUCCGGAACCAGUUGAACGCUAUUACGGAUGCGUUAUCAAAUGCCAAAAUGUCUGGGUCUGGGACAAAGCAACUUGUCAUGCUAAAUCUGAAUCAUGUAAAAAUCAGUGUUGCGUGAUUACCAAAAGCUGUCCACAUUUGAAUUAAUCGAGAGGCAGUUUCUCAUGCAGGAAAGGCAUUAUAGAACUCUCACAGAAUCUGUCAUGCUAUGUCCUACAUACCAGACCUCAUGGGUCAUGGAAAACCUGCAUGACACGUCUGGCACUCUUCCAGACCCAGACACUUUUGCAGUUGAUAUGCGUUUCAUGCAAACGAAAACGAACCAGCAGCGGUGGUGGCCAUUCGGGAGGAGCGAAUACCACCGAAGAAGGAGAAGAUAAUUGCAACGAAAACCACCGACGAUCGCGGCUACAUAGAAGAAGCAGAAGUACAACCAGCAGGGAGUACUAUCAAGCGUGUUACCUGGGGAGCUGCUGGCGCAAAUUCUCCGGCGCCACCUAGAGGCGGUCGUACAGGGGUGUAUAAUUCACCGCAGCCAAAUGAAAUCAAAACUACGGGGCAACAAGCGCAAGAACAGCCGGCGAAGGUGGGCUUGGAUGCGGGUGGUGUAGAAAAUCAAAAUAGUACUGAAGCUGGACCACGUUCACGCGCUGUUGUCUGCCGAGAUGCCGACCCAGUAGUAGCUCUUCCUGCAGCAGCACAGCAACACCUCUUCUCCCCUCCGCUCUACACGUGCCCGCUGUGUUUUGAAGAUUUUCCCGAGACCGAGAUGAUCACGCUCGACUGCAAACACAGAUUCUGCAGCGAAGAUUUUUUGAAUUUUCUCACGUCGAAGAUAACGGACGGUCAGGUCGCAGACGACGAAUUGACGUGCCCGAUGCCAGAGUGCAGGGAGAAGCAAAAGAAAGACCCGAGUAAUAAUCUUCAUGCAGCCACGACGAUUCCAGUGCACUUGAUCGAGACGGAGCUGCGGUUGAAGAAGCAGCAGCGGAAAACCAUCGCGGAAGGAGAAAGACUGGAGGAGCUGUGGGAGAAAUUUCUGCAGUUCCGCCUGAAAAUUUUCCAGCCGAAAACGGGGAAAAUCGUGCUCUGCCCGAAAUGCGAGACGCAGACCAUUGUGAACCAGAAUUUGAUCUCUGUGACCUGCCCGGAGUGCAGUCACAAAUUCUGCCCCAAGUGCGGGGAAAAGCCGCACCCGAAGUUCGCGAAGUGUGAGGACUACAAACAGUACCUUCUCGAGACGAGCCAAGGGGAUCAGAAGUUAGAAACGCUGUUGGAAGAGGAGAACUGGUGCCGCUGUCCGGUGUGCUCAAUCCCCGUGGAACGGGAGUCCGGGUGCAAUUUCAUGCAGUGCCCCUCCCCCCUGUGCCGGAACAAAACUUUUUUCUGCUACGUUUGCGGCGAAAAAGUGGAUAAGGACAACCACUACGCGCACUACCAGAAGGGGCCGUACGAAGAUUUUUGCGUGAACCGGCCGGAGGGCGUCAAAGGGAAGAAGGCGGUCUACGAGGGACCACCGGUUAGAGGAGGUGGCAAUCAGCCGUUUUUCCAACGAUUGUUUGCGCGGGAUCGCGGAGAUGGAGAAGAUAAUCAAGAGCAAGACGCCGGACACCAAAAUCAGAAUCAAAACGCCGGGUGGUUCCAAAAUUGGUUUCGGAAUCCAAGGGAGCAGGUGGAGGAGGUGGUGGAGGAAAAUAUUCGUGCUUUAAACGACAACCUUCGCGGAGGCUAUCAGGGGUAUGAUUUUUGAGAAGGGGAUGACGAACGUCGCAGGGAUACGAUUUUGUCGUUUCGAGUUCGUUCUUUAUUCACGACGUCCUUCGCGUGCUUGUGCUUCCGUAAAAAUAUUGAAAAUUCUGCGUAAAAGCAGAUUUCGUAAAGCAAGUGUAAGUUCUUCUGUCGAGUAAAAAACUCAACAUCGAUCAUCGAGUGAACAUGAACGGGUCGGAAUGAUGAAGCAACAUCCUAGCAACAGUAAUACGGCAAAGGUCUUGCCGCCGCGGUUGAUACGAGCUGUUGUCAUUCGACUUUCCGGUACAUAAGUGCUGCUUUCAUGACGAGUAUUCACCUCCUG